Molecule: messenger RNA, 1681 nt
Organism: Volvox carteri f. nagariensis
Lineage: Eukaryota; Viridiplantae; Chlorophyta; Chlorophyceae; Chlamydomonadales; Volvocaceae
Exons: 3
Coding region: 119-1168 (349 amino acids)
Biological process (GO): protein dephosphorylation
Molecular function (GO): cation binding; protein serine/threonine phosphatase activity
Source: RefSeq, a predicted model, not a curated record
CUAGCAGUACUAUUCACCGGUUACUCAGCCAUGGACUGUGCGGGCAGGAGCGUUAUGGCCUUGGGGUGAACUCCGCGACUUUUUGCCGCCCUAGUUAUACCACGCUUAGUUUGUCGCCAUGGGAGCUUACCUUUCCUCUCCUAUUACUGAUAAGGAGGUUUUUGAAGGGGAUGGCCAUGGUUUGCGGUUUGGAGGAGGCGCUAUGCAGGGCUGGCGCCGCACCAUGGAAGAUGCGCACAUUGCCGAGGUCAACGUCGCGAACGACCCCAAUGUGGCGGUCUUCGGCGUUUUCGACGGACACGGUGGUGCCGAGGUAGCAAAGUUUUGCCAGAAAUAUAUGGCCACAGAACUGCAGCGGCUUGAGGACUUCGGCAAGGGCAGCGUUGAGGACAGCCUCAUCACGGUCUUCCACCGAAUGGAUGAAAUGCUGCGCGACCAACGGUACGCAGAGGAGUUGGAAAAGCUCAAGAGCAAGGAGGCUAACGAGGACGAUGGGGACGGCGAGGGGGUCUUUCAGUUGAAGCGUUUUGUGGGAAAUAGCAGCAAUAUGGGCGAAGGAGGCAGCGGCCAGGCGGAAGAAAGCAGUGAGAGCCCCGAAGAAGAGCUGGUGCAAGCAGGCUGCACUGCCGUUGUGGCGGUGAAAUUUGGCUCCGACCUCUACGUGGCCAACGCAGGCGAUAGCCGCGGUGUCCUUAGCCGCGCUGGCAAAGCAGUACCUCUUAGCGAGGACCACAAGCCAGCACAAGAAGGCGAGCGAACGCGUAUUAUUGCUGCUGGCGGCUUCCUCUCGGAGAUCGGCGGAGUUUGCCGCGUAAACGGCAACCUUAACCUCAGCCGCGCUAUUGGGGAUCUCAAGUACAAAACUAAUACAGACCUUCCGGCUAAGGACCAGAUAAUCACAGCACAGCCGGACAUCCGCAAAGUUACUCUGUUGCCCGAGGACCGGUUCUUUAUUUUGGCUUGUGAUGGCGUCUGGGACGUCAUGACAAACCAAGAUGCAGUGGACUUCGUGGGCGCAAGGCUAGAUCAAGGCAUGACGCCCAGCCAGGCGGCUUGCGCCCUGCUGGACGCCUGCCUCGCGAGCGACCCCAAGGAGGCACGUGGUGUUGGGUGCGACAACAUGACCGUAGUCGUUGUGCAGCUGCAAGGAAAUACCACGAGCAGCUGAGCGGGAUAGCGACCGUGUAUGCUCUGUAAUCCGAAUAGUGGAAGGACGGCUGGCUGCAGAGGUGAGCGUGUCGUAGAUCCCCCCUUUCCAAACACAUUGGCAACAUGUAAUUCGAUGGCCAAAUGCAGAGACGAUACUUCUUUUUUUAGGGGGUUUGCGUUCUUAGACAGCGCUGCAAUUUUAGGAUAGAAGGAGCCACGGGAGCUCGUUGCGCGCAAACCCCACAUUGUGUAACGCACACCAACAUUGCUAGUGACCAGGCGUCGCGGCUAUCUGCUUCGCGUGAGGGGGGUUGGGCGUGUGAUGCAUACCGGCGCUAUGAUGGCUCUGCCCAAAGGCUUAGUCGAGACCGCCGCAGGUUUGGGUGUUCAUGGAUGUGUGUUUGACUCUUGAGGACCUUAACGGGCAGGUGAUAAUGACUAUGAGAACCUUCAUGCGCAUCUUUCGUGAUGCAUGUUGGCAUUAAGGAACACUGUUACUUGUAUCGCGCAGAUGUAAUGCUAAUUACGUGUU